Messenger RNA from Linum trigynum, 3520 nucleotides. The record is from the annotation of a GenBank genome assembly. NCBI's taxonomy places the organism in Eukaryota, Viridiplantae, Streptophyta, Magnoliopsida, Malpighiales, Linaceae.
UACAAGCAAAGCCCUUGAACUGUGGGUAACAGUUCAUCGGGAUAAGUCACAGAAGAUGAGAGUGAGGAGAUAUUUUGGAGAAAAGUGAUAUAAUCCAAUUCAGCAACCAUCACGAAGAAUUUUAGGCUCAAAAUAUUAAUAAGAAAAUUUGGUGGUUGGCAAAUUGGAUUCCCAAACUUCUUACCCAUUCCAAGGUGUAUUCCCUUUUUUCUUUGACUCUCUACUUCGCUUUCUCUUCUCACAUCAAGACACCCAGCGGUUUUACCAACCCAAACCAGUGAGAAAAUUGGAUUCAAAGUUCAGUUCGGGGAAACCACUAUUAAAUGAACUGCACAAUGAAUCCCCAUCAGAGUCACCUCUGCUUUCAGCUUACGUCGCCUUAGUUCUUUGCUCGGAGUCGGAAUAUUAAUUAAGUUGUAAAAGUUCAAAAAAUGCCUCUUUCUUUUCCUUUUAACCUUUAAUACGUGACAAUUUUUUAUUGGGGCAGUGCAGAGGUGACGUGAUACACCUGGAGCACUGAAGAUUUUCUCCAAACAAUGUAUCCCAUUAAACAAUCAUUAGUAAACUGUCGGCUUGAAAACUUGUCCUUAAUAUAGCUUAAGCUAAAAAUGCUCUUUCUAUACUUAUAGUUGCAAUAUGUAGAAUUACAACUAGCUUCAGAAACAAAUAAACUGGCAUAUAUGAUUGAUGCACUUUUGUCUACCCGAAAUAAUUCAUCAAUUUUUUUCAAUCCAUCAAAUCUCUCAUCAACCAUAAGUCCGUAACAUAAUCAUAAUACCCAACAAAUUGUUGUCGAACAAUACUGUCAAGAAUGGAAUCAAUAAAAUAAUUAUCUUUUGUCAAUUAAUGAACACGUAAUGAGUUAUAGUGUAGUGUCAAAAAUAUCCUUAUGGUAUUUGUAAGUGUUGAGUUUGAUUUUCAGUUAAGCAUAUAUGGGAGUAUUAUUCCUCCCCAAAGUUUACCCAUGUAUUAUGAUAACGACUAACUACUCCGGCUCAGCCUAUGUCUCUCUCUAAGGUCAUCAGCCAUUAGGGGUGACAUUUUGGUUAUUUCGGUUAUAACCGAUAACCGAUUGACCGGUUAUCGGUUAACCGAAAGAACCACUUCCCCUACCGAAAACCGCCCGAAAAUGGCUUCGGUUUCUUGGUUAUCUCGAUUAUCGGUUAACUGAUCCACUUUUAAGACCAAAAACCAUUUCUUCUACCCUCCGAUAACCGACCAAAGUUCGGUUACUUCGGUUACCGGUUAGUGGAUAACCAACCGGUUAUCGAUUUAACCAGUCGAUUAACCGGUAACCGGUAACCGAACUGCCACCCCUAUAAGCCAUCUAUCUUCUUCUUUUCUAGUUCUUCCUAAACUCUUCCCAAAUCCUUAUUCUAAUUUCCAAUCAUUUGGCAUUCUACCUAAAUCACUAAUUCCCACAACCAGAUCGGUAAAGCCCUGGAAAAUGGAUUUCUAUCAUUUGGUAUUAGAGUCUGAUUGUGAAUAUGAGUUCGUCACAACUCUCACCCCGGUGACUGGAACGACUUCUAUCAUGAAAUCGAUGUCUUCUUUGCCAAACAAGAGGCAAACCACGAGCAAUUACAAGCAAGAUUUUAGGCUAUCUUGGAUAACUUGAAAGUGAACGCAACUCAUCCUAAGGAAAACCUCGCAAGAUUCUUGGCCAAGAUGAGAUGCAAGUGUCGAUCCUCCAAUCACGCUGCUACUGUCCCGGGAAAUAUGUGAAUCCUGCCGCUGCCAUCCCAAGCAUCAUCACUAUCAUCGAGCAGGUGCCCAUCACUGGCAAGGCUCUCUCCACCUCGACUAAGAUGACAGUUCCAUCACCACCGACCAUCGUCAUUAUUCCAACGACACCCACAAUUAUCGCAUUUGGAGAGGUUGCCCCUGAACCAAUCUUGCCAAUAAUAGUAGUCAUCCUCCACGAGGAAUGUGGUGUUCCAUGACUCUCCAUCUAAGGGAUUGCUCUCACUCUGACCCAGUCCCAUUAAACCCUCCAAUCGAUAGCUGGAAGUUUCGGAAGAAGGAUCAGGGUACAUACUAAGGCUUUGAAGAAGGAGGUUUGAAACUGCUUCAUGAGGAAUCGGCCAGAGACGAGAAGAUUACUCGUUUCUCUAAUGCACUCUCAUAAGUCGGGACGAAAAUCUGGAUAAUUUGAAGCCUCGAGGCAAUGUUGGCUAAUGACUCGAUAUUUACACAUGUUUUUGUCCGUCAUUCUUAUACUGCUUGAGGCUCGUAUCUCAAGUUUUAAGCCGAUUUUACGCUAGGUUGUUCUUGUUUAUGACAUUUCAGGUCUUAAUGCGUGAAUAAAGGUUUGAACACGAGUUUGGAGUCGAUUGGGAGAAAUCGGGACGAGCGAAGGGAGAUUAGACAACUUGCACGCCAUGACGGGAAAGCGCAUGGCCGUGCAUGGUGGCCUUUGUGGCCGUGCAGGAUUUACAGAGAAGCUGCACGGCCUGACCCAUUUUUUCGCAAGGCCAUGCGAUAUGAAUUGGUGGUCGUGAUGAUUUCUGCGAGAGGAUUGCACGGGAAGGCUCUCGCAUUGCACGGUCCGUGCAAUAAUCGUGCACCCCCCCCCCCUCCCCUGGUGGAAUUAAAUGAACGACGCAUUUUGAAGGUGCACGGGCAGACUAUGAGGUCGCACGGCCGUGCGGUCUGACCGUGCAAUCGCGGACAGCUGCUUCUUAACCCAAUUUCGGGUCAUUGAAGAGGGAGACGAAUUUUCAGAGCAAAAACAGAGUCCUAGAGAGAGAAAGUGCGAAGAACAAACCCUAGAAUUGAUUUUGGAGCUUGGUGUCAUCAAUCAAGCUUGGAUUUCAUCCUUGUAGUGAAGAUUAUCAUCCCAGAGCAGAUUCUUCCCAUCAUUAUGAGUAUGAUUGCUUUGAAUUCUGCUUCCCUCUCUCUCUCUCUCUCUCUCUCUCUCUCUCUAUGGAGUAGACCCUUUUCUCACUUGGGUAUGAAGAACCUUAGUUCCAUGUGUUAGGGAUAAUGUUUGUAAUGACUUUUUCUUUGAGAUACUGCUUGAUUAUAAUUGAUUGAAGUGUGUUUAUUGAGUCAAUUGAAGCCUGAUCUACUUUUCUUGAUUUCUGCUGCAACCUGAGAUAGAUAGAAUCUGAUCAGGUUGUUAGAGCUUCUUCAAUCGGUAGUAGUGAAUUGAUUAUACGAGAGUUAAUCGAUUCACUGUUUUGUACUAGAAUCCAAAUCCAGUAGUGGAGUUCUGUGUUCAUUUCCUUAGCUUUCUAUCCCGGUGAAGACUAGUCGUCUGCCGAUUAGUCUGUCUAAGAGUGCUUGGUCAGCUUAAGAGAUUCCAAGGAAAUUACAACUUGGACCUAACUAAGGAGCUAGGGGGACUCAUUCCCGAGUGACUCUCCCCUUGCUUUUGAAAAUCGAACAACUUCCUGCUUUCUUACUGCUUUUGUUUACAAUCACUCUCACUAAACUUAGUCCCGCUAGAUAAUAGAUAAUCAUGGAGUUGGCAGUAGAUCUAGACCCCGGGUUGAUAAAUUAAACUUACCACUAUUCU